This is a messenger RNA of Huiozyma naganishii CBS 8797, 525 nucleotides long. RefSeq names its product ankyrin repeat-containing protein ANK1 (gene ANK1). The record is from RefSeq and is a predicted model, not a curated record. Lineage: Eukaryota; Fungi; Ascomycota; Saccharomycetes; Saccharomycetales; Saccharomycetaceae. The transcript has a single exon. Gene Ontology annotation, molecular function: protein binding. The coding region runs from base 1 to 525 and encodes 174 amino acids.
AUGAGUGUGAAAGGUGCAUCUCUCAGUGAGCAACUGUUGGACGCCAGUAGAAGAAAUAAUGAUGAUUUGCUGGAACAGGUGUUUAAGCAGCUCGACAACGACCCCGGGAAGAUUGCCGAGUUAAUCAACACUGCUCGCGAUCCCAUGGGUAACACUGCAUUGCAUUUAUGCUGUAAAUACGGUUCGUGGGAAGUGUUGGAUAAGAUUUUGGAUCAAGAGGGGGAUAUUGAGAUCGACCCACGCAACGAACUGGAUGGGGAUACACCAUUGCAUUUGGCAGUCCGUUAUGCUAUGGAUGAGCCGGAACACGGUACAUUCAUUGCCAACAACCUUGUUGAAGUUGGUGCAGACGCAAGGAUCAAGAAUAACAAUAACCAGAAGCCCGUGGAUUUGAUCCAUGGUGAUGAGCUUGACGACUUGUUCGAUCUGUUACAAGGUGCAGAACUUGCCCGGGAUCACCCUGGUGCAAUCAACGAGGACGAGGUCGAGCUAAUAGACGACGAUGACAACGAUGAUGAUGAAUGA